GGUCUGACGAGAAAGCUAGACUAUCAUUGUGACGACAUCGUUCAGAAGAUCCCAGAUCCUCCCCAUGCUCUAGCUCUGUUGCAUCUAAAUACGUCUCACGUUAUGUUAUGAGGCAGUGAGCUCCGGCUCAACGAUGAGCCCGAGUUCUGUUGGAUGCACGUUACACUGGCUGAGCGUUGUAAAAUGAAGUCCCACGUAUCUGUCAUUAUGGUUUAAAGUGUCUCUAAGUUUCCUCUUCGUCAUGUUCCUCGUGGCUAGGUAGAUUAUCCUUUUAUUGGUAUACUUAUCCUGAGCCCCUUGCCACAGUCUCCGGAUAUACUACAACCAUUGCACUGACCAUACUGCACAAUUCACCACCGUACGAACCGUGCCCUUCCCACGUCGCUCCUUAGAGGUACUCGGAGUCGACUAUUUUGGUUAUUCUCCGGCCUUAUCAAAAUGCGAUAUACAGCAUUGAUCCUGUUAGUUGCUAGCUUCGGCAGCCUAGGCCUUUGCGCGCCUCCCUCUCUCCAUAAUGGAGACUCACUCAGAACGAGAGGCGAAGACCGCACAAACGUCACUGAGGCCGUCCCAGCAGCUAAGGCAGAUCCUAAAGAGGAAGACUUAGAUGAUGUCUUUGUUUACCAAUGGCGCCGUUAAGAGUAGUCAUCUCUCAGACUUCUUCCAAUGCCUUUCUACUUAGCGCAACCUGGUAUGCCAUCUGUGAAGGAAACUCAUGGCUUUUGCCUCUUGUCUGAUACGUUUGACAUGAAUUAUGCUUGUUAGAUGUUUCGUGGGUAUCUGUUUAGAUGUCGUUUGGGAAAACUAGGGCUGAAUAGGGGCGGAAUAGAACAAUAUGCAUGUAAUACUAAAUGCUAUAUCUGUAAUCUUACAUUCUAUUAUUCAUCACCGUCAAGUUUUCACUUAUUUGUGAAGCCAAGUGACUCUACUCACCAAUGAUGGACUGCGCCACUUGACACUAUCGCAGUAUUUCAGCA
Messenger RNA from Xylaria bambusicola, 977 nucleotides. RefSeq lists its product as uncharacterized. The record is from RefSeq and is a predicted model, not a curated record. Bases 439 to 639 code for a protein of 66 amino acids. The transcript has 2 exons. NCBI's taxonomy places the organism in Eukaryota, Fungi, Ascomycota, Sordariomycetes, Xylariales, Xylariaceae.